This is a messenger RNA of Myxocyprinus asiaticus (Chinese sucker), 2103 nucleotides long. RefSeq names its product purinergic receptor P2X, ligand-gated ion channel, 5 (gene p2rx5). Gene Ontology annotation, cellular component: nuclear inner membrane; plasma membrane. Gene Ontology annotation, molecular function: extracellularly ATP-gated monoatomic cation channel activity; purinergic nucleotide receptor activity. Gene Ontology annotation, biological process: monoatomic cation transmembrane transport; response to ATP. The transcript has 12 exons. NCBI's taxonomy places the organism in Eukaryota, Metazoa, Chordata, Actinopteri, Cypriniformes, Catostomidae. The record is from RefSeq and is a predicted model, not a curated record. Bases 152 to 1579 code for a protein of 475 amino acids.
AUUCAGAGAAAUAAGGAUGAAAACUGAAAGAAAAAAAAUUAACAAGGUUUUAACAAAAUAUGUUCAAUAAGUUAGGGGGAAGAACCCGCUGUACAACAGUCAGAGCAGACCAGCGACAGCUGCUACGAGACCGUCACUGACACACAGGAGCAUGGCUCAGACAUGGGGUAACUUUCUCUUCUCUCUACUCGAUUACAAGACAGAGAAAUUUAUCAUCGCAAAAAACAAAAAGGUCGGAGUUCUGUUCAGACUCUUUCAGCUGGGGGUGAUUGGAUACCUGAUCGGGUGGGUUUUUAUUUGGAAGAAAGGAUACCAGGAGACUGAGGAAGUCAUCCACAGUUCUGUGUUCACCAAACUUAAAGGUGUAGAUUUCACCAACAGCACUGAAUUUGGUCUCCAACUAUGGGGUGCAGAGGACUAUGUCAUCCCUCCGCAAGGGGACAGGGUCUUCUUUAUUGUGACAAAUUACCUAGUCACACCAAACCAAAGACUGGGUUUCUGCCCUGAGAGUCCAAAAGUGCCAGAUGGUUUUUGCACUAAUGAUCAUGAAUGCGUGGAAGGGGAAACUGUCAUAGCAGGCCAUGGAGUGAAGACAGGCCGCUGUCUAAACGACACUUGGACAUGUGAGAUUCAUGCCUGGUGCCCUGUUGAGCAAGGCCAUACACCAUUGGAGCCCUUGCUGGGAAAGGCAGAAAACUUCACAGUAUAUAUAAAGAACUUCAUCAAGUUUCCAAAAUUUGCGUUCUCCAAAUCAAAUGUCCUGCCAACCACCAACAGCACAUAUCUGAAGAUGUGCAGAUAUGAUAAGGAGAAUCACCCCUACUGUCCCAUCUUUCGUGUGAGAGAUGUGGUGCUCGGGACUGGCUACAGUUUCCAGGACUUGGCAAUAAAGGGUGGUUCUGUUGGAGUUGGAAUUGAGUGGAAUUGUGAUUUGGAUAAAGACUCUUCUAAGUGUAACCCUGAAUACAGCUUCACACGCUUGGAUACCUCUGAAAAUUCAAACCACUCUGUCACCUCAGGUUACAACUUCAGAUUUGCUCGAUAUUACAAAGAUGCAGCAGGGCAAGCCUAUCGGAAUCUAUUUAAAGUGUAUGGCAUUCGCUUUGAUAUAUUAGUGAAUGGAAAGGCUGGGAAAUUCAGCAUCAUCCCUACAGUGAUCAAUAUUGGCUCUGGACUUGCCUUAAUGGGAGCUGGCGUUUUCACCUGCGACAUGAUUCUCCUCUACAUGAUGAGCAAGAGCUCCUUUUACAGAGAGACAAAAUUUGAGGCAAUUACAAAUAGAAAACAAAAAUCUGGAAAGCACAGAGAGAAAAAGCAUACAAGACACCAUGGUCACCAUCGGCAAGAUGGACGACACAGGAGGGAGGAGAAAAAGGCAACAGAGGUGCAGCCGUUGACGUCAGUGUCAUCUCAGCCCAGUAAUAACCCAGAGGGACAGAUCCGACCCACAGGAUCAGCACUCAAAACCCACAUUCCUGAGAGAAAGCCACUGGCUACAGUAUCAUUCAGUAAUCAGCACUGCACAGAAAAACAGACCAUUUCUCCUGUCUCAUCCUUGAGAACACCACGUAACCAGUAGUAACCAGAGGAUUUCUUUUACAGACAUUGAAUACCAUUGGAUUUACUGUGGAUGUGCAAAGGGAAUUACUACAAUGGGUCUAUGCACAGUCACACAAAAAGGAAUAGUGCCAGUCCCGUGGUUAGAAUUCUCCUUGUUUCUAGUUGGCAAUGGAAGUUUUUGUUACAAAAAGCAGAAAAUUAUUUAUUAUACUGUAUAUUUAACCAGUGUUGACACCAAAAAUUGGGUCUGACAAAACAGACCAAACUGUUAAACCAUGGUUGAAUAAUUGUUGAAACAUUUAAAGAUUUGAAUGGCAAUGCUUAGAUACUAAAUAAAUCUGAAAUGGGUGAGUUGAUUUAUCUUGUGGUAGGUUUGGCCACUUUAAAUUUCUAAUAUCUAACUGUAUUGAUGAACUCUCUUGGCCUAUCAUUUCUGUCAAAUGUAAACCACACUCUCCUAAGAACAAGAAUCCUUUUCAAACAUAUGUGUCUGGAAAAAAAUCUAAAUUUCAAUUUAAAAUGUAGAAGUACUAAGUUAACUAA